AUGGUCGGGAACAUUUUGUCUCACCUCGGGCACGAGCCCACUGCCCCACCCGCCUCGGAGCUUCCGACUUCCGUCAUCGUCGAGUCUUCUUCGAGUGAUGACAUCGGUGCCGAGAGCCAAGACGAGAAAGGUGAAAAGCUCGGCGCUCAGUACGACCUCGAACACUAUGACAUCGAGGGCACCGAUAAACACGUUCAGAUCAACGCCGCCUUUCUGGAUGUCGCCGACCUGGAUCCCGAGCUUCUCGACGAGAACGGCGUAGAGGUGAGUCCGAGUUGGACGCUCCGCCUCACUGUGUACGGGCGCGAAAAAGUGUCACCCCUUCCGAAGAGGAUGGCUGAGCUUUUUUUUUGAUGGAGCUCCAUUCCUCUACCGGAAAGUGGCCUGGGCUGUCAUGCGUGGUUGAUCUCGAACUGACGUCCGUAUCUGCUCCCCUUAGCGGGUGAUUGAGACAGCGCACGACUACUCCACGCGGUACGGACUUCAUCGACCUUUUUUGCUUUGGCUCGACUUAGUGUCUUAUAAAAUACUCUCUUUUGGCAUGACGUAGUCUCAUUUCCCUUGAAGAUGAUCCUACUCUCCCGAUCCACACGGUUCGGAUGUGGGUUUUGGGCCUCGGGUUGACGUGCUGUGAGUCAGAAGUCUCGUUAACUUCGCAUGGCACUAACUGAGCCGUGACACUUUCUGAUCAAACCACACGCAGUCGGUGCUGUUUUGGGGCAAAUUUUUACUUUCCGUCCUCAAGAAUACACCGUGUCUGGUCUCUUCUGUAUGUCGGCCCGCCGAUAGUCUGUGUCCGCACCCUCAGCACAGCCACUGACCUGAUGUUCGUAAUUACCCUACGCAGUACAAAUCAUUGCUUUCAGUCCGUCUUCGACCGUCAAACCAUUAAUCGGUGCAUCCACCUGAUUAUCAAUUUUGCAUCCCGCACCGUUGUCGCAGUUUUGGGAACCGGCUGGCACAAGAUCCUACCCAAAGCCGGCAAAGGUCGAUUCUGGGCGAUUCUGAACCCGGGACCUUUCAACAUCAAGGAACACGUUUGCGUGACUGUCAUGGCAUCAACUGCCAGUGGUGGAGCCCUCGCCAUCUCAACCUUCGCCUCUGAGAAAUUGUUUUGUGAGUUGCCACCUCCCAAGGCCUGGCUGGCCCCGCUCUUGCUCAUCACCAUACUGUGAUCACAGACAACCUCAAUGUCAACUACGGAAACGCGAUCUUCACCCUCAUAGGUAAGUAUUUCCGUGCUCGAGGUGUCGCCAGCCGUCCGUCCCCUGCAGCGGCUGAUUUGCCCCGAGACGCUUCCAUUCCGUGCAGCAUCGCAAUUCUUUGGCUACGGCUUAGGUGGACUCUACCGCUCCAUCCUCGUGUACCCAACCUUCGCGGUUUGGCCCAGUCUAAUUCCCGGUGUCAGUUUGCUGGAGACCCUUCAGUGAGUGGUGUCUUUGCUUUCGGUAACGCCGGCAUCGGGUGAUCAGCAAUCGCACGCCUUGAGUCAGGCUAACAUUGUUUCCCUGGUGUUGCGUAGCCGUGACCAAAACCUUGCUUCGCAAAAGCGACGAUACAGGUUCUUUUGGGUUGUAGGUUUGAAUCAACCCCCUUCCUCGUUCCGACGGUGCGUGCUGAUCUUUCAAUUGCUCCUAUCGAUCGCAGGUCUUCCUUGCCAUCUUCGUGUGGGAAUGGUUCCCCGAGAUCAUAGCUCCGACCUUGACAGGCAUCAGCGUGUUCUGGUAUGUCGCCAUCAUCCGCUCGGUUUACGAGGGAAAUGCUAUGUAUUGAUAUAGAGCUAAUUAUCCUUUUCAUGGUUCUUCCUACCAGCCUCGCCAACCGCAAAAACCCGAACUUUACCCUGAUCUUCGGCGGAACCAACGGAAACGAAGGGCUCGGCCUCUUCUCGAUCGGCACGGAUUGGCUUCAGAUCACUUCGAGUACGUUGGUCAAGGUAACGCAGUACGUUCUGAGGAUCAGGUCACUGAUCGUGUGGACCGAACCGCUUCACAGCAUGCCUUUACCAGCCUUGGGCUACCACUGUUUCGCAAGGCGUAGGUACGCUCUUGUGCAUCACGAUCGCGCUCGCAGGCUAGUGAGUGCUGUUUGAAAUAGAGUUCGCAUCUUGAGAAGUGUGCUGACUUCACCCCUGCCUCGAUGCUUCGCUACUAUAUGAAAAGUUACGGCAACGUUUGGAACGCCAAGGCCUACCCGUUCAUGGGUCAGGAUCUGUUCUAUGAGGUGGGCUGGUAUCAUCAGCGGCGGCCGCAUGUUCUCAGUCUAAAGCUGAACUUCUGAUGACCUCUCUUCGGUUACAUCUAGAACGGAACUACCUACGACCAAACCGCCAUUCUUGAUUCCAACUACAACCUCAACAAAACUGCUCUCGCUCAGCAAGGUGGGUCGCGGGACGAUGCUGCUCUCGGCGGAUGAGCUGUGCUAUCACUCACGUUUUUUUGUUUCCGGAAUUGCAGGCCUCCGGUCAUAUGCUUGGACGAAUGCUAGUAAGUUCCAGACUUUUCUCAUGUUUUGAUAAUUUGGCUUACCCUGCCUUGACUACUGCAGUCUACUACUUCGGGCUCAACCUGAGUGUCGGUGCCUCUUUCACCCACGUUUUCUUGUAAGCAGCUUCGAACGCGACCACCGGUUGUGCAGACAAAGACCAGUUGGCUCAGAUCACUCACUAUCCCCGGCCUUUUAGAUGGUACCGCAAAGACAUCGUCUCGGCCUGGAAGAAAUGGCGUACCAAUGUUCGCGACGACCCGCACUACGCGCAGAUGCAAAAGUGUGAGUGCUCCUCCCUGCUCCUCCGACUCAGCUGGGCCCGCGGCAGCAAUUCAGUGUACUGACCUCACGCUCUUGCAUCGGCGACUAUUAGACCCCGAAUGCCCCAUGUGGGUAUACGGUGUCACCGUUGCUGCCGCUUUCGCGAUGGCCUGCGCCACGCUCUACACUGGUCACUCCAACGAGCCGUGGUACGCUCUAGUCGUCGGCUGCGUCUUUGCCUUCAUCGAAUUGCCGAGUGAGUCGCAGGAUGUUUACGCUUGUGUUGAUUUCGAGCAAAGACUGAUUUUGGUGGCCUUUAUUUUUCUUUCUCAAACCCACAGUUUCUUGUCUCAUGUCGGCGAUUACCGGAUUCGGCGUCAGCGGUUCCAACCUCUGUCAAAUGUCAGUGUGCUCUAGGUUCGGGCCCUGGCUGCGCACUUUCACGGAGCGGCGCCUGACUUGACACUCGAUCUUGCUCGACGCAGGCUUGGCUCGGCCAUUGUCCCGGGGAAUGCUCGUGCGAGUCUGUACUUCCAAGUGAGUCGAGCGCAGCUCGAAGAGUGUAUGCUACGGCACGCCGGUACUCACCCCUGCGAUUCGAUCCCUUCGUCGUGACAGCUUUACAGCAGCAACAGUGUCGCCCAAGGCUCGACGAUGGUCUCAGAUCUGAAGGUAAGUGCUCGGACCUAGAUUUUGCCACAGGUUUGAUUUACUCACCAAGCAAACGUCCUUCCCUCCGAGCAGUUCGGUCAAGUAAGCACCAGUCCUCGCAAUGUCGACGCUGCAGAACCGAGCGGUUCGAGUAACACGAAGCUGAACAUCCUCUUUCUUUCCGUCUACGGAACCGUAGUACACGAAGGUCCCCCCUCGCGCCAUGUUUGUAAGUCUUAGUUCCCCGAGGAUGGGCAUCGACGAGAGCGACGACUGACAAGCGACCCCCCUCGCCCGUGUCCAUGACAGAUGGUCCAAGCAGCCGGUACUCUUCUUGGCGCCAUCCUCAACCUCAUCAUUGUGAGUGGAACCUAGCUUCACAGAAGUCUCGCCACGAACUCCGGUGCCAUCCACUUGCUCAACGGGUCUGAUCAUUCCUUGUUCGUUAUUAUCACCGAUCCAGAUGAACUCGAUCGUCAACGCGCAACGCGACAUUUUGCUCAGCGUCGAAGGUUCCAAUCUGUGGUCCGGUAACGUUGUUCAGUCAUACAACGCCCAGGUAAGCCCAUCCGAGUCGCAAAGAGGAUGGGGGUGGAAGGGUGACAACACCGCUGAUCCCUUGACUCUUGUCUUGAACCCCUGGCAGGCCAUCUCGUAUGUUUUGUCCAAGGCCAGGCUUACCGCGAUUCCAUCCACACGCCAUUACUGACCGCGCAACCUCUGUUCACUUUUUGCAUCGUAGUUGGGGAGCUUUGGGCAAGCAGAUGGUCAGUGCUGUUCGUGUGCUCCCGGUAGUCUUGAGCAACCGAGCUGACUGUUCAGCACUCUUGAAUUCUCAUAAUAGUACGGUCCUCGUGAGUUGGCGGCGUCCACGGCACCGCGGGUAGAGGAACAACGCCGACGAUCUAACAAUUCUUUUCAUUAUGCUCUCUUGCUCAGACAACAAGUACUUCCUGAUCCCUCUCGCCGUUCGUGAGUGGCUGUGCUCCCCAUCCGCUUCUUCUCGCGAGUUGCGCGAGUCUAACCCCAGUUUGUCUCCUCCUUCCGCGCACACACAGUGCUUGGCUUCUUCGUCCCGGUCCCCUUCUGGAUCGCGCACCGCUUGUUCCCCAAGAUGCGCUUCGACCGAAUCGUCACUCCCAUGCUGUGCUGGUCGCUUGGGUACCUCUCCGUGAGUUGGCCCACUGCCCCCCUUGGCCAUCGCUUUGAAAACUCUGAACCCAACAGCCCCCGACAAUUGUCUGCCUCCAACCCUCCAGGUCGGUAUCAACUCGAGUGUGAUGUCCUUCUUCAUCAUCGCGAUCGUGUGCCAGUUCUACCUCCGUCGUCACCGUCCGACCUUCUUCCGCAAGUACAAUUACUUGAUGGCCGCCGCCUUGGACGUGAGUUCUUCAUUCCCAACCCUUGCCUCUCUCUCUGCCCUCUGAGUUACAAGAGCUCACCUAGUUCGACCGGCAUUCUUUCUGUACCUCAAUCCGUAGGGAGGAACCGAUCUGAUGGUCUUCAUUUCGACCUUCGCCGUCAACGGAGGUGCGGGCAAGCAAUACUCGUUCCCCAACUGGGCAUUGAACCCGGCUGACACCCAUUACGAUUGUGAGUACCCCCGCCCCCUUCCGAUCGAAGGCGUGUAUAGAAGCUAACGCGAGUCUUCCCUCUCUUUUCCUUUCUCCUGAAGACUGCACGGUCAAGACUCCUUACGGCCAGUGA
Messenger RNA from Microbotryum saponariae, 5106 nucleotides. Lineage: Eukaryota; Fungi; Basidiomycota; Microbotryomycetes; Microbotryales; Microbotryaceae. The record is from the annotation of a GenBank genome assembly.